This is a messenger RNA of Prunus persica (peach), 1395 nucleotides long. RefSeq lists its product as uncharacterized. NCBI's taxonomy places the organism in Eukaryota, Viridiplantae, Streptophyta, Magnoliopsida, Rosales, Rosaceae. Bases 1 to 1395 code for a protein of 464 amino acids. The transcript has 2 exons. The record is from RefSeq and is a predicted model, not a curated record.
AUGACCCUGCGAGGAGCAGCUCAAGACUGGUUCCACACUCUACCGUCCGCGUCGAUAGGAAACUUCAAGGAGUUGGCCUUCAUCUUCACAAAGGAAUACACCUCCUACAAGACGGUCAGAAAGCAUGCAGACCAUCUGUUCAACCUGCGCAAAAAGCCAGACGAGUCUCUACGAGACUACCUGAGACGGUUUAAGGCUGAAAAGGCUAACAUCAUAGGAUGCAAUGACCAAGUUGCAUCCUCAGCUUUCAAGAAGGGCUUGCCAACCGAGCACGAGCUAUACCGGGAACUGGCCAUAACACCAAGUCAAACCUUGGCAGAAGUGUUCGCGACGGCAGAACGCUACGCACUUUGGGACGAUGAUCGAAUCGCCGCAAAGAAAGCCAGCAAGCAAGUUGAUCACCCGACGAAGCAGGCAAGCCAAAAGAGCAACCAGUUCGAGCAAAAAGCCCGAGAUAAGCGCAGAUCGCGGCCCCGAGAGGGAAGCUCAGAAAUUGGGACCUUUACUGAGUUCGCUAUCCCAAUUUAUCAGAUCCUGGCUCAAGUAAAGGACAAGCCGUGGGUGAGGAGACCGCCACCCAUGAAAGGAGACCCCUCUAAGAGGGACGCCAGUAAAUACUGCGCAUUCCACGGAGAGCACGGUCAUUACACCAACAAUUGCAAUGCUUGGAAAAGGCAUCUUCAAGAGCUGGUCAGAGAAGGUCAUUGCACAGAAUUCGUCGCAAAGAAGGCCAUCCAACAGAUCGAGGAUCGUGAUGCGGCUGCCAAGGAACCUCCCCAAAAGGUCAUUCGAAUCAACACCAUUCUAGUUGACUCUCAGGAGUCCGGGCUGACCACCAAGGAGCGCAAGAGGAAGAUCGCGCAUGCGACUUAUGUCUCCCAAGUCACAACAGGAAUUGAACAAGCUGUGAUCGAGCGAGUUCAUGUGGAUGAGGGCAGUGCAGCCAACAUCCUGCAACUAUCUGUCAUCCAACAGAUGGGAUUGGAGCCCAAGAUUAGCAAACUCGCCAGGUCGCUCACUGGCUUCAAUGGGGCCACAUCAAUCACUGUUGGACUGAUCGACCUUGACAUCCACUCACCCCCAGUAGUCUGCUCGCAAACCUUCAUGGUCAUCGACGAGAUCUCCCCGUACAACGGAAUCUUGGGCCGACCGUGGAUCAGCAAGAUCGAGGCCAUCACAUCUGCUCUACACCAGAAAAUUCGCUACCCCAUCCCUGGAGGCGGAAUCGGGCAGAUCAAUAGUGACCAAGCCAUGGCAAGAAGAUGCACAGCUCACGGACUCAAGAAGAGCAAGCAGUUGCAGUUCACACUAGUAAUGCAAGCUGCCAACGAGGCACGAAGCGCUCCCAGCAGACAAGCCAGCUCGAACGAGAAGGGAGCUGUUACCCCACAAUAG